AUGAAAGCCUUCGGCAAGUUGGCGAUUGCCUUCACGCUGCUUGGUGUGUCCUCUGCAACCAACUCGUCAUCGCCUUCUCUUCUUUCGUCUGGGACCGUUGACCUGGGCGACUACCAAGCAGCAUACGACAAAGCGAAGGCCUUUAUUGCACAACUUACCAACACCCAGAAGAUCUCGAUCAUCACAGGAGGCAGCGUGUCCUCCAACUCAUCUAACAGCAGUGUAUCUUGGACUGCACUCACCAACAAGGAUAGUUUUGCCGGCAUCAACCAGCAGUACUAUGUCUCUGCCUUUCCUAUCGGCGGUGCCCUUGCUAUGACGUGGAGUCGAGAGCACUUUGAAGCCGAGGCAAAGGCCAGUGGACGAGAGUUCUACCUUAUGGGUUACAAUCUCAUCAACGGACCUGUGGCUGGACCUUUUGGACGCACUCCUUACGAUGGACGAGUCGCUGAGGGCUUCGCACCUGACCCUUACCUCAACGGCAUCGCCAUGGAGAAAGCUGUGAAGGGCAUGAACUCUGCAGGCGUCGUUACUAUCGGCCGUCAUUUUAUCCUCAACGAACAAGAGACCAACCGUUCUGCUGGCCUAUCUUCAUCCACGACAGCGGUCUACUCGAGCAACGCCAACGACAAGACUAUGCAUGAGCUCUAUCUCUGGCCUUUCGCGGACGGUGUCCACGCUGGAAUGGGUGCUGUCAUGUGUGCUAUGAACUCGGUUAACGGCACAGGGUCUUGCGAGAGCAGUAAGGUCCUCAGUGGCCUCCUCAAGGAAGAACUCGGCUUCCCCGGCCUCGUUCUGCCUGAUGUUGGAUCUCAGACGACAUCGUAUGGCUCUGCAAAUGCUGGUGUCGAUUAUGGCUCGAGUUUAUACUGGAGUUCUGAUAUCCUCAAGGCUGGCAUCGCCAAUGGAUCCUUCACGCAAGAUCGCCUGGACGACAUGGCUGUCCGUAAUGUCAUCGGCUACUAUUUUGCCGAGCUUGACGAUGGCAACCAGCCUUAUGAAGCUGCGACCACCGAAUACCGCGAUGUGCGUGCCAAUCACUCACAGUUGAUCCGUACAGUCGCUCAAGAAUCCCUCGUCUUACUCAAAAACAAGAACUCCGACGGACGCGGUCUCCCUCUACAGAGGCCUCUUGUCAUCAGCUUGUUUGGCGCCCACGCCGGCCCAGGAAUGGCUGGUCCCAACUCCGCCUUCAGCGUCAUGGGCAUGGAUGACCCAUAUGAUGGACAUCUCACUACUGACUGUGGUAGCGGGCAAGGCUCCCUAACCUAUGCUGUCACUCCUUAUGAAGCCCUCUCUGCCCGAGCGCGUGCAGAUGGAAGCAUGAUUCGGUACAUCUUGAAUGAUACCUACACUUCUACCACAAGCUCAGGCUCAGGCACGAGCGGGGGUAAUAUGCCCAGUAUGAGUGGUAACUCGAGCUCUGCUGGCGGAGGCGCUACAGAUAGUGCAAGCUCGAAUUCUUCGAUGAGCAUGGGCGGUGGUGGAGGCGGUGGCGUGAGCAUUAGUGGCAGUGGGACUGCCCUAAGUCCCUCCUACGAGAACUACGCCACCGACUCCGCCGUCUGCAUCGUCUUCAUCAACUCAGCUUCUGGCGAGGGUGCUGACCGCACUGUCCUCUAUCAUACCGACCAAGACACCAUGAUCACCACAGUCGCUUCCAACUGCAACAACACCAUCGUCGUCAUUAAUACUCCUGGCGCCCGUCUUGUCGACGACUGGAUCGAGAAUGAGAAUAUCACUGCCGUUGUGUAUGGCUCCCUCCUCGGCCAAGAAAGCGGUAACGCCAUUACGGAUGUCUUGUAUGGAGACGUCAAUCCGAGCGGCAAACUCAGCUACACCAUCGCCAAGAAUGAAAGCGAUUACCCUGUCAGCGUCUGCUACACGGCGCAGUGCGAGUUCAGCGAAAGUGUGCACGUCGACUACCGUUACUUCGACGCCAACAACAUUACCGUGCGGUAUCCCUUCGGAUACGGUCUCUCCUACACGACAUUCUCCUAUGGCAAUGUCAGUAUUGAGAUCACGAACCAGACCGCACUUGAGUCGAAGUAUCCCACCGGUGUCUUGUCGCUGGGCGGACAGAAGGAUCUGUUCGACGAAAUUGUGACAGUCACUUCAUCUGUCAAGAACACCGGCGAUGUUGCUGGCGCUGAAGUCGCACAGCUGUAUGUGAGCUACCCAACUGCUGCUUCUCAACCUCCAAAGCAAUUGAGAGGGUUCGAGAAGGUUACGCUGCAGCCCGGAGAGGAGCAGAGUGUCUCUUUUGCACUUCGAAGACGGGAUCUCAGCUACUGGGAUGUAGAAGCGCAGAAGUGGGCGAUCGCUGAGGGGACGUAUGGCGUCCACGUUGGCGCCAGCUCAAGAGAUCUGAAGAGCGAAGGGACGAUUGUUGUGUAA
This is a messenger RNA of Zasmidium cellare ATCC 36951, 2397 nucleotides long. RefSeq names its product glycoside hydrolase family 3 protein. The transcript is spliced from 2 exons. The record is from RefSeq and is a predicted model, not a curated record. The coding region runs from base 1 to 2397 and encodes 798 amino acids. Lineage: Eukaryota; Fungi; Ascomycota; Dothideomycetes; Mycosphaerellales; Mycosphaerellaceae. Gene Ontology annotation, biological process: glucan catabolic process. Gene Ontology annotation, molecular function: beta-glucosidase activity.